Molecule: messenger RNA, 2123 nt
Organism: Stomoxys calcitrans (stable fly)
Lineage: Eukaryota; Metazoa; Arthropoda; Insecta; Diptera; Muscidae
Product: zinc finger protein 347
Exons: 5
Coding region: 275-2029 (584 amino acids)
Cellular component (GO): nucleus
Source: RefSeq, a predicted model, not a curated record
AUGCCGUGUUAACGGAAAUUCCACUAUUUACAAUCGUGUUGUAGCAAAAAUGUAUACAAUACGCAAUGACUAUUUGUUUGGUCGUCUCUGUAGGUGCCGUCAAAUUCGACAGCAGCGGCUUUGCUGUUGACAAUACAAUAACAACAAAAAAACAAAACAAAAGAUUAUAAGAACAUCAUAGAUAUAAUUCUUAAAAAUGCAUUUUUCAAAAUAUUUAAAAUGUUUUCAAUUUGCUUGAAUAUAAUGGAGUCGUUUGUAAUGUAUAUGGAGAAAAAUGAAUCAACAUGUGACUUUCAGUCGAUCGGCGUCUCCCGAGAAGGCAUCAUCGAAGCCAAACAAGGAAUCAAAAGUUUCCAAGCAAAAUCAUAUUGUCGAUGAAAUAUCCGAAACGGGCCAACUGCAGUAUUAUUGUACGGCCUGUGGCAAGAGGUUUCGGAGUCGCACACAGAAAUACUAUCAUUUACAAUGUAAUAUGCUCCAUGAAAAGACCUUUGAAUGUGAUAUUUGUAAAAAGAAUUUUGCCCGCCAAUCUCAAUUGAAAUACCAUAAAGAAUCACAUGUCUCACCCAUAAAUGAGUGCACCCAGUGUCAUAAGACUUUCUUCAAUCCAUUGGCUUUAAAGAAACACCAGAGCUUACACAAAGUUGAACCCAAAACUUGCCCACACUGUGAUAAAAACUUUUUAAAAAAGAUUUCAUUAGAGCAACAUAUUGCCGCUCAACAUCUAAACCAAUUACAAUAUGGUUGUGCAUAUUGCAGCAAAAGAUAUGCUUCCAAAACGACAUUGCAGCUACAUUUACAAUCACAUGAGAGAAAAAGAUUUGAAUGCCUAAUUUGUGGUAAAUUCUUCCAGCGUAAUUCCAUUUUAAAUUUACAUCUAAAACGUCACAAUCAUCUGGGUAGCAUUUACAAGUGUCACGUUUGUGAAAAAACUUUUGGAGACACAGGUGCAUUAUCAAGGCAUCGCAAAAUUCAUGAAGAAAACUCUCUUCAAUACCACUGUAUAUUAUGUGAUAAAAGCAUUUUAAGGAAAGACAAUAUGACAAGGCAUAUUAAGACCAUACACCCAGAAGAGAAAUAUGAAGAUAUUGUACAGAUUCUUAAUGUUUCACCUCCACAAUCGUUUAAAGAAAAUGACUUAGAUAAAGCAGAAACCAAUCAUCAUAAUGCCAAUCAUGUAAUGAAUUAUACAGAACGCAGCAUUCCAACUUCUAGUGCUGGCUAUAAAUCUCCAGUGACCAACAUUGUUAUCAUCGAGAAUAAAUUGAUACAGAGUCCUAUACAAACUGCAGGAAAUCACUUGAGUGUUGAAAGGGCAAAUAAACACAUACAACAAUGCCACAAGGAAGAAACAUCAAAUGACAAUAGCAAGCAUACCACUUUGUAUGAAUCAUUUUCCAUGAACAAAAUUCAGGUAAUAACAGCGCUACCAACGAACAAAACCACCAGUAUUCAUAUUGUACAAAACAACCAUGAAACAUUGCCUUACCCACAUAGUGCAGAAGAGAAUGAUAAAUCUAAGAAUGAUGUGCAACUAGAAAAAUCCGAAAUAGAUUUAUCCAAUCAUUAUUCAAACGAGAGAUUUAAAAUGUCAUUAUCAAAGAAUUUACAGACUGUCGAAUUUGAAGAUCAACAACAAAACAUUGAAAGCCAUCACUCCUGCGAAGAAAGAAGCCAUCCGCUUAUUAUACACAACACUCCCUCAGUUAUUAGAUCAGUGGGAAAUGUUAAUAGAAAUCUAAAUCUUCCAAUUGUAAGUAAGCCCGUCGCCGUGAAUGAUAAUACAGCAAUGGAUUACGAGUAUAAGCAUAAAAAAUACAAUCAUCAUUACAAUGUGGACUUGUAUCGUAAAAUACUGGGAUGUGAUGAUGAGGAAGACAAUGAAAAUUUUGUAGAAACACAGCGCGAGACCAACGCCACAUAUAAUCAACAUCAUCAACAGGAUAAUUCAUCAGAGUCGACAAACCCUACUACAGCAGUCCAUUGGCGUAAAAGUUUUAAAAAUAUUUAUGAGACUACAGCAACUUAAAAAUAUUAAAGCCCUAUUAAAGUCACAACUCAUACAAAUCUGCAAUCUAGGUUCUAGACUAUACAAUAUAUUUAUCAUUUGUAAUGCAAACAAU